UGGUGAGGUGGUAUCUUUCGUGCCUGCAUAAGAAAGGAUCUCUAUGUUGCUCUCUCUCGCUUUCACUCUCCCCCUCCCUCCCUGUAACAUGCCAGCCCUUUAAUGUGGAGUGUCAGGGAGACGGUGACGUCACCCUGCCCGCUGGGUGGCGUCCCCUCGGUCCGACACGAGUUCAGAGACAGAGAAAGGCGCUGUCAGACUGCGCUCCACUUGGGGCUCGCUUGCCGCAGGUUUCCGCGCCCUCACUUUUUGCGGUCGAGGGGACACCUCGCUGCAGUUCAGGCCUUCAUCCUCCCAGACCCGGGGUUCCAGAGCCGUUAGCUCGCACCAGCGCCUGGAUCUUCGAGCGGAGCCCGCCGGAGUCCCGCCCGCUGGAUUCGAGGACCCGCUUGGAUGCUUCGCCUCCGAGCGCCCUCGGAAGAUGGGCCGGCAGCCACGCGCCUAAAGACUUCUAGGGGUGACCAGUCUUCAAGGCAAGCCGGGAGGGCUCGGCCCAGGGUUCCACGGCGGAGGAGAUGGCUUCCAGCCCGCUGCCGGGGCCCAACGACAUCUUGCUGGCGUCCCCGUCCAGCGCCUUCCAGCCCGACGCACUGAGCCAGCCGCGGCCAGGCCACGCCAACCUCAAACCCAACCAGGUGGGCCAGGUGAUCCUCUACGGCAUUCCCAUCGUGUCGUUGGUGAUCGAUGGGCAGGAGCGCCUGUGCCUGGCGCAGAUCUCCAACACCCUUCUCAAAAACUUCAGCUACAACGAGAUCCACAACCGCCGCGUGGCGCUGGGCAUCACGUGCGUGCAGUGCACGCCGGUGCAGCUAGAGAUCCUUCGGCGCGCAGGGGCCAUGCCCAUCUCAUCGCGUCGCUGCGGCAUGAUCACCAAGCGCGAAGCCGAGCGUCUAUGCAAGUCAUUUCUGGGUGAAAACAGGCCACCCAAGCUGCCCGACAACUUCGCCUUCGACGUGUCGCACGAGUGCGCUUGGGGUUGCAGAGGCAGCUUCAUCCCCGCGCGCUACAAUAGCUCGCGCGCCAAGUGCAUCAAAUGCAGCUACUGUAACAUGUACUUCUCACCCAACAAGUUUAUUUUCCACUCCCACCGCACACCGGACGCUAAGUACACGCAGCCAGACGCAGCCAACUUCAAUUCCUGGCGCCGUCAUCUCAAGCUCACCGACAAGAGUCCCCAAGACGAGCUAGUCUUUGCCUGGGAGGAUGUGAAGGCCAUGUUCAAUGGCGGUAGCCGCAAGCGCGCGCUGCCUCAGCCCGGCGCUCACCCAGCCUGCCACCCUCUCAGCUCCGUCAAGGCAGCCGCUGUGGCAGCCGCGGCUGCAGUGGCCGGAGGCGGUGGUCUGCUGGGCCCGCACCUGCUGGGCGCUCCACCCCCACCGCCUCCGCCACCACCCCUGGCUGAACUGGCUGGCGCUCCUCAUGCCCAUCACAAGAGGCCGCGCUUCGACGACGACGAAGAUUCCCUGCAAGAGGCAGCCGUCGUGGCUGCAGCCAGCCUUUCGGCCGCGGCCGCCAGUCUCUCGGUGGCCGCGGCCUCUGGCGGCGCCGGGGCGGGCGGGGGUGGCGCCGGUGGUGGCUGUGUGACCGGCGUUGGCGUUGGCGCCGGCGCGGGGACAGGCGGGGCAGCUGGCGCCAAAGGCCCGCGGAGCUACCCGGUCAUCCCGGUGCCUAGCAAGGGCUCAUUUGGGGGCGUGCUUCAGAAGUUCCCGGGAUGCGGGGGGCUUUUUCCUCAUCCUUACACCUUUCCGGCCGCAGCCGCGGCCUUUGGCUUGUGCCACAAGAAGGAGGACUCGGGCGCGGCGGCUGAGGCUUUGGGGGCAGCGGGUGCGGGGAGCGCAGGUGCAGCGCCCAAGGCCGGUUUGUCCGGUCUUUUCUGGCCCGCCGGCCGCAAGGACGCUUUCUACCCGCCCUUUUGCAUGUUCUGGCCACCGCGGACCCCCGGCGGACUUCCAGUGCCCACCUAUCUACAACCCCCACCGCAACCUCCCUCUGCGCUCGGCUGCGCGCUUGGUGACAGCCCAGCCCUGCUGCGCCAGGCCUUCCUGGAUUUGGCUGAGCCCGGCGGCGCGGGUGCGAGCGCCGAGGCUGCCCCGAUGGCUCCGCAGUCGCACCACCGAGGCCUUCUGUCCCCCGGGGGAACCAGCUGCAGCUACCCCAGCGAGGACAGCUCCGAGGACGAAGACGACGAGGAAGAAGAGCAGGAGGUGGAUGUGGAGGGCCACAAGCCCCUGGAGGGCGAGGAAGAAGAGGAGGAAAGUCGAGACCCCGAGGACGAUGAGGAAGAAGACGAGGAGAAUGGGGUUUCGUUAGGAGACCCCUUAGUUAGCGGUGGUCGGUUCCUCCAGGGCCGGGGGCUGUCCGACAAGGGAAACAGCCGCGACAGAGCAACGGCAGCCGCUGGCCCUUUCCCGCUCACCCUGAAUUCCUCCAGGUUGCUACAGGAAGAUGGCAAACUGGGUGACCCGGGCAGCUCGGACCUGCCCCCGCCCCCUCCUCCGCCUCUGGCCCCCCAGAAGGCGAGCGGUGGUAGCAGCAGCCCAGGCAGCCCCGUCCACCAUCCAUCACUGGAGGAGCAGCCCUCCUACAAAGAUAAUCAGAAAACUAAGGAAAAUAACCAAGCUAUUAUAUCUACAAAGGAUGACAACAACUUUUCAGAUAAGAAUAAGGAGCAUAGCUUUUUCAUCACAGAUUCCGAUGCUUCUGGAGGAGAUUUUUGGAGAGAAAGAUCAGGUGAACAUACACAAGAAACCAGUUCACCUCAUUCACUCAAAAAGGAUGUAGAAAAUAUGGGGAAAGAAGAACUUCAGAAGGUUUUAUUUGAACAAAUAGAUUUACGGAGACGACUGGAACAAGAAUUCCAAGUGUUAAAAGGAAAUACAUCUUUCCCAGUAUUCAAUAAUUUUCAGGAUCAGAUGAAGAGGGAACUAGCUUACCGCGAGGAAAUGGUGCAACAGUUACAAAUUAUCCCCUAUGCAGCAAGCUUGAUCAGGAAAGAAAAGCUUGGUGCCCAUCUCAGCAAAAGCUAAAAGGUGCACACAUCCACUUAUUCUUGUUCUCUUUGUAAAAUACAGCCUGCCACUGAGCACUUCUGACCUGCAGAAAGACUGCACACUGAAAGGGCUUGGGAAUCCAAUACAAAAUCAGGUUCAGGAGAACCCAAGGACAAGUGACCUCAAAGCAGCAUGGACAACCAUGUAAAAUAGACUGUAGCCAUUCAUUAGUGGGGGGAGGGGGGAGCCAACCAGAGCCGUCAAUGCUUGUCGCAUCUUUUGGUGGAACCAAAGUUUGAGUAUUUGUGUUUUUAAAGGACAACCGAACCCAGAGCGUGGGAAGUGCUGUUAGCCAACUGGCUGGGUGGGACAUCCACAGACGGUCCCAGGAAGUCUCAGUGCUGCGCACAAGGAGAGAGAGCAGCUCUAUACAGUUGUCUUUUACUUUUGAAGAAGUGAUUCUUAGUGGAAAGAAGACAGAAGAACUGUCCCGGGAGUGGGGAUCGUGUUUCUUUUGACAGACUGGGAAGAUGUCAGCUCUACAAACCUGCUUUUCAUGGCAAACUGGACAGACACACGUGGCCCCUUCCUCUCUGGUCCUUUGCCUGCUGUAUGAAUGAAGAUUGUAUUCCUCUGGAAAUAUUUUACAAUUUAAUAUUGAGUGUAAUUAAGAAUAUAAUCAUGUUAUCAAAAAUGGUAUUUAACUCUGUUGUAGUUUCUUUAACAUUCAUGUGGAUAAAAAGUCUAUAAUAAAAAAAAAACCUAUGAAGUAAUGGUUGUGUUUGUGUGGUUAAGUGCACA
Molecule: messenger RNA, 3791 nt
Organism: Ictidomys tridecemlineatus (thirteen-lined ground squirrel)
Lineage: Eukaryota; Metazoa; Chordata; Mammalia; Rodentia; Sciuridae
Source: RefSeq, a predicted model, not a curated record